AUGGCUUCAGCAAAGACGAGUAGUCGUUCACGAGGGACGCCGGUGAAGGAGAAUGGCCCCAAGCUAGAGGAAGGACUCAAAGUCUUCAAGUCUGAUAGAUUCAACGCCGAUUCUUAUGUUCAGUCCAAAUGCUCUCUCAACGAAAAGGAAAUAAGGCAUUUGUGUUCGUAUCUUUUGGAUUUAAAGAGAGCUUCUGCUGAAGAAAUGCGAAAAAGUGUUUACGCUAAUUAUGCUGCUUUUAUAAGGACGUCGAAGGAGAUAUCUGAUUUGGAAGGGGAGCUUUCGUCUAUAAGGAACCUGUUAUCUACACAAGCAACUUUGAUUCAUGGUUUAGCGGAGGGAGUUAAUAUUGAUUCUUUAUCUUUAAAAGCAUCUGAAGGGUCUAUGGUAAAUGGGUUGUCAUCGAAUGUUGAAGACAGAGAGCCAUCUGAUUUGGAGAAAUGGUCGGCCGAGUUCCCAGAUAUGCUAGAUGUUUUGUUAGCUGAGAGGAGAGUGGAUGAAGCUCUGGCAGCACUUGAUGAAGGAGAACGUGUAGCUGCUGAAGCAGAAAAAACAGAAUCAUUGAGUUUUGGUAUACUUAAGCCUUUAGAGAUGGCCAUUACGGAACGGAGGCAAAAGUUGGCCGAUCAACUUGCUGAAGUUGCUUGCCAACCUUCUACUCGCAGUAGUGAACUUCGUGCAUCUAUAUCAGCUCUUAAAAAGCUUGGGGAUGGGCCUCGAGCUCAUAGUUUGCUCCUCAAUGCACACCUCCAAAGAUAUCAGUAUAAUAUGCAAAGCCUUCGCCCAUCAAGCACCUCAUAUGGAGGAGCGUAUACUGCUGCAUUGUCACAGAUAGUAUUUUCUGCUAUCGCUCAAGCUGCUUGUGAUUCUUUGGCUAUUUUUGGUAAGGAACGAGAGUAUAGGUCUGAGCUUGUGGUAUGGGCUACCAAGCAAACGGAGGCCUUUGCUAUUCUUGUUAAAAGACAUGCAUUAGCAUCAUCAGCAGCUGCUGGAGGUUUAAGAGCUGCUGCAGAGUGUGUUCAAAUAGCUUUAGGUCAUUGCUCUUUGUUGGAAGCUCGUGGCUUGGCACUCUGUCCUGUGCUCUUAAAACUAUUUAGGCCUAGUGUUGAACAAGCCUUAGAUGCUAAUCUAAAACGAAUUGAAGAGAGCACUGCUGCUUUGGCUGCUGCUGAUGAUUGGGUGCUCACUUAUCCUCCAACCAUUACUAAACAGUCUGGCAGGUCUUCUGUUACAUCUCUUGGUAAUGCAGCAGCAUUUCAACAUAAACUUACAAGUAGUGCCCAUCGCUUCAAUUUAAUGGUCCAGGACUUCUUUGAGGAUGUAGGACCACUCUUAAGCAUGCAGUUGGGAGGCCAGACACUGGAAGGUUUGUUCCAAGUGUUUAACUCAUAUGUGAACAUGCUUAUAAAAGCUUUACCAGGUUCAAUGGAAGAAGAAGCGAACUUUGAAGGUUCCGGAAAUAAAAUUGUGCGAAUGGCUGAGACUGAAUCCCAGCAAAUUGCGUUGCUGGCAAAUGCUUCAUUAUUAGCAGAUGAACUACUCCCACGCGCUGCCAUGAAACUUGCACCUCUGAAUCAGACUAAUUACAAGGAUGAACCACGCAGAAGACCUUUAGAUAGGCAGAACCGUCAUCCUGAGCAGCGAGAAUGGAGGAAGCGGCUAGGGGGUUCAGUUGAUAGAUUAAAAGAUACUUUCUGUCGACAACAUGCACUGGAUCUCAUUUUUACAGAAGAUGGUGAUAGCCAUCUUACUGCAGAAAUGUAUAUAAACAUGGUUGGAGAUGCAGAUGAGGUGGAUUGGUUUCCAUCCCCAAUAUUCCAGGAACUUUUUGUAAAACUGAACUGCAUGGCAACUAUAGCAGCAGAGAUGUUUGUAGGAAGGGAAAGAUUUGCUACAUUGCUAUUGAUGAGACUUACAGAAACAGUCAUUUUAUGGCUUUCAGAAGACCAAAGUUUUUGGGAUGAUAUUGAGGAAGGCCCAAGGCCUUUAGGCCCUCUUGGUCUACAACAGUUCUAUUUGGACAUGAAGUUUGUCAUGUGCUUUGCUUCCCAAGGACGCUACUUGUCACGGAAUUUGCAUCGAGUCGUCAAUGAAAUCAUUUCAAAAGCUGUGGCAGUAUUCUCUGCAACAGGGAUGGAUCCAGACAGGGUGCUGCCAGAAGAUGACUGGUUUAAUGACAUUUGCCUAGAUGCAGUGGAAAGAUUAAGUGGAAAACCAAAAGCCAUCGAUGGAGAUAGAGAACCUAACAGCCCAACAGCCUCUGUCUCGGCACAAUCAAUUUCUUCAGUCAGAUCUCACGGAAGCUCGUAA
This is a messenger RNA of Dovyalis caffra, 2310 nucleotides long. NCBI's taxonomy places the organism in Eukaryota, Viridiplantae, Streptophyta, Magnoliopsida, Malpighiales, Salicaceae. The record is from the annotation of a GenBank genome assembly.